UGUGUUUAUACUUUUGUGUAAAACGUGUACUAGUGUAGGCAACCAGAACAAACCUAUGUUUUUCUUCCAAAGAAAUGAGAUAAUCGAAUCCCAUCAUAUUUGCAUUUUGCACCACUAGAUCUCAGAUUUUUCUCUGUAUGACAUAGAGCAACGUUAUAUUCAAAUAUUACACACUAAAACAUGAAUCCUGUAGAAGCUGAAACUGUUGCUGAUUUGGUUCAAAACAUGAUUGUUUCUUUAUGCGGUGAUCAAAAGCCAGACCUGAUUAGACGAUUUAUGCGCUUUUCCCUUGGAUUAUUGUCUUCUACUCAAGGUAUAGAAACAUUCAAGGAAGAUGACAUAACUAUAGUAACAUAUAUAAAAAGUAAAUUACUACCACGUGAUGCAGUACAAUUUGAUAAACUACAUAAUGAUUUAAAAGAUGGGCUCUUGAAGAAUCGUAUAAGUAUUCUAAUAUUUUUACUAAACAUGAGCCAAUCAGCUGAGCAGAUAAAGGAUAGACUUUUUUCAAUUCCUGACCAGAAAUUGGGAUUUUGUCCAAUUGCAUCUACUAGUGGACAGUUAUCACAAACAUCGUGUUCUCAAAUUGUAUCAUUGAAUACUACAGAAAUAAGUUCAAGAGGAUCAUUAAUGAACCCAAGUAAAAUAUUCAAUGAAGAAUGCAUUUCAGAAGAUAUAUUAGUCCAGGAUUUGAUAUAUUCUCUUCAAAGUGUUGAAGGAAAAGUUUUGAAGUUAGAUUCCAGCUAUGGCUUUCAGAUUGAUCCUAUGACAAAGAUUAACAGAUCGCAAAAGCAAGCCGUUUUAAGACUGAGUGAACUGGGAUACUUACAUAAUGUAGUACAAAAAGGUUUAGAGAGAAUGUCUGUAACUGGUGCAGGAAGAGUUGCCGAUAGUUUUGUUGCUGCAUUACAUAAUGAAUUGUCCGAAUAUUAUAGAUUCAUAGCUAUAAUGCAAGAAGAAGUAAAUAGGUCACAACAUCAAAUGAAUACAUAUGGAGUAACAAUUUCUCAUUUACAUUUAUGGACAUGUGAUCCGUUGGAAAAUUUGAAGUGGUUAGCAAGUAUAGUAAGGGCAUGCCAAGGCCAAAAAGGUGGUGCAUUAGCAUCUACUCUUUAUGAAUUCAGCUACCAUGGAGAUGCCAUGGUGAAGAAAUUAGUGAAAAGAAUUUUAGAAAGCAUUUGCAAUCCCUUAUACGAUAUGUUAAUGAGAUGGAUUGCUGAUGGAGAGUUAAAUGAUCCAUUUAAAGAGUUUUUUAUCCAAUCAUGUGCUGAUGUUAGUGGAGACAGAAUGUCUCCACUAACAAAAUAUCAAGUAAGAAAUUCGAUGGUGCCAUCCUUUAUAAGUAAAGCUCAAGCAAAAAAAAUUUUAGGAACGGGAAAAAGUAUUAACUUCUUACGCGAAGUUUGUAAAGAUUUUUCCCCAUGGCAAGAUAGGCAUGCAGAUAUGUUCAGAAUUAAUGAUGAAGAAUACAAUGUUGAGGUUUUCUUCGAUAUGGAUCCAGAUGGUCGUUUGCAAGCUAUGAUGGAUGCUGCUUAUAAAGAAACAUCAACAAGAGUUGUUGAGAUAUUGACAAAACAAUAUCACCUCAUGGAUCAUCUACAAGGGAUUAAAGGAUAUCUUUUACUUGGUCAAGGCCAUUUUAUUCAACAUCUUAUGCACUUGUUAGAGCCUGAAUUGGACAAACCAGCAAGUUCUUUAUAUCCUCAUAACAUAUCGUCUAUACUUGAAACUGCAAUAAGAGCAACCAGUACAAAGUUAGAUGACUUAGAUGUUCAAAAACGAUUAGAUGUUAGAUUAUUAGCACCUUCGGAAAAUGAAACAGGAUGGGAUGUAUUUAUUUUAGAUUAUAACGUUGACGGACCUAUAGGAACGAUUUUGGAGCCAUGUAGACAGACGUAUCAAACUGUAUUUUUUGCAUUAUGGAGAGCAAAAAGAAUGGAAUCGAUUUUGUCUGCUAUUUGGAAGCAGCAAAUAACAUCAGCCAAAAUGUUUAGGAAAAUGCCAGAAGUAUUACCUAUCCAAAACCAUAUUCAUUUAAUUACUAGCAGUAUGGUUCAUUUGGUUCAUCAAAUGCAAUAUUACUUUUUAUUUGAGGUAAUUGAAUGUUCCUGGGAUACAUUUACAAAGCAACUUCUUCAAGCAACGUCUCUUGAUGAUAUAAUUGCAGCUCACAAUUAUUUUGUAGAUUCUGUGAGACAUGGUACAUUAUUGGAUGAAAAAUCGCAACAACUUAUGGAUCAUUUACGUUCCGUAUAUAGCCCGAUACUAGAUCUUCAAAAUCUUGAGGAAACUUUCCUUGUUCGUGCUACUCAGGAAUACGAAGCAAGAUUCAAUGCUGAUAAAUUUGCACAAGAGCAAAUAAAAAAAUGGGGUCGUACAAGUAAAACAGAUGACGAAGCUAUUGAAAGAGACGCAGCAUUUUCGAAGUAUUUGAACAAACUUUCUAUACAACUGAGACUACUUUCUAGAACUUAUCAGGAUCGUGUUAAAAAGUUUUUAAUAAUGCUCGCUUCCGCUGAAGAUGUGUCUCUGCAAUUACUUAGCGUACGAUUAGAUUUUAAUGAAUAUUAUAAGAGUAAGGAUAACCGACUAGUUGCACCAUUAACAUAUCAACAUCGUAGACAAAGCGAUCAGACUUUCUUUGGAUGCAAGUGACAGUUGGCUGAAGAACAUUUAUUAAAAAACUUCAAAGAUUCAAAUCAUGUUUCAAAUAAAUGUUAUUCCCCAACUAAGAAUUCAUCUGACUUUAAUAGUAAGGAUACAAACAUAUCUGAUUUUUCUGAUAAUUCUUCAUCUUUUUUUUUACAUUGGCAUCAUGAUACAACUAGUUUUUUUUAUAGACACUCGUCGAAAAUGAUGGCAGAUGUAAAUGAAUCUGUCGCUUUGCACAAAAGAAGGUGUAGAACCAAUUUGAAAAACACUGAGUUGAGUAAACAUACAUUCAGGAUAUUUUUAGAAAAGCAAAUAUUGUCGCAUGUGGAAAUAGAAAGUAGAAAUAAUGUUCAUGAACUUCAAACUCCUUUAACACCUAAUUUUGAUUAUAACGAAAGCAAUUUUGCUUUAAAUUAUGAACAUUUAAAGCUUCUUUCAUUUCAAACAAUUAAAUCGGAAAAAUUAUCAGCUAAAAAUAAUUGGAAUUCAAACUUAGAAGCUGAAAAGUACUCUAGUAAUAGAGCUAUUAAAACAAAUAAUGCAAUUUUCAGUCGUGAUACUAACUCGAAAAUUAAUGUCCACGAGAGUACUUUCCAAAAUAAAUCAAAAAAAUCCACUCAUGUUGCAACUGUGUCUAAUCAAAAUAUCUCAAACUCAAAAAUCAACAAGAUAGUUAAUAAAAAAUCCAAUUAUAUGUUGACAUAUAAUAAUAGUCCUGAAUGGUUCCAAGAUAACGAGACUGUAUCAGUCCAUGGCUCUCUAGUAAGUAAUACCAUUUCGGAUAUCAGCAGUACUUACGGUACAGAUUUUAAAAGUAUUAAUCAUACCAGACGUCGUUGGAAACGUGUAUUCUUUUGUUGUGUUAACUGAACUUGAUAUUCUCAUGCUAUAGAUAAAAAUAUAUUUAAAAAAACUCUUGAUUUUUUACUAUAUUUUCUUCGUAUGUAUUUUAUUACACAUGUCACACAUGCAUU
Molecule: messenger RNA, 3626 nt
Organism: Pseudomyrmex gracilis
Lineage: Eukaryota; Metazoa; Arthropoda; Insecta; Hymenoptera; Formicidae
Gene: Grip91
Product: gamma-tubulin complex component 3 homolog
Exons: 11
Coding region: 181-2655 (824 amino acids)
Biological process (GO): cytoplasmic microtubule organization; meiotic cell cycle; microtubule nucleation
Cellular component (GO): spindle pole; equatorial microtubule organizing center; centrosome
Molecular function (GO): gamma-tubulin binding; microtubule minus-end binding
Source: RefSeq, a predicted model, not a curated record